AUGGCUAGUUUUAUGGUUCCUAUACUUUUACAACUUGCUUUCUAUUCUGUUGCAUCUUCCACAUCGUGGUCUUACUUGUUUCAAGAAGACUGGCCCGCCAGCUGCAAAGGAAUACAACAAUCCCCGAUUGACAUAAGAACAAGAGAAACCGUCAGGAAAUCUUUCCCGAAUAUUCAGUUCAGUGAUGCCAUAUAUCAGGAAAAGAUGGCGACUGUGACUAAUACUGGUCGUUCAGUCAAAGUCAAAUUUCUGAACGACAACUACAGCCCGACUGUCUGUGGGGGUGGACUUCAAGGGAAGUACGUUUUGGACUCUUUCCACUUUCACUGGAGGUCUGAACAUAGUAUUGAUGAAUACAGGUACCCCUUGGAAGGACACUUUGUACACCACUCCGAAAACUACCCUAAUCUUGAAAGUGCGAUGUCACACCCAGGUGGAGUGGCCGUAUUUGCUGUCUUUUACAACACACUGAAAACAUCAAUACCGAGUCCAGCCUUCAGCUUUGUGCACGAAAUCGAAAUGGUGGCUAGAAGAAUAAACAAAUCACUUGUCUCAAACAACCCCAUAACCUUAGCAGACUUCCUCCCGCAAAACCUUAACGACUUUUAUCGUUACAACGGUUCUCUAACCACCCCGAACUGCAACGAAGGCGUUAUUUGGACGAUAUUUAAAAAACCCCAGAACAUUCCGGUAUCACAGUAUAAGAAACUGGUCGACAUUCGGGACGAAAUGGGAGAUAGAUUGAGAAGUAAUUACAGAGAUCCACAAGCAGUGAAUCGAAGAACAGUGUGGGAGUCGUGUGGAAAUGAUAAUAUUUACUACUAA
This is a messenger RNA of Zophobas morio, 825 nucleotides long. Its product is annotated as carbonic anhydrase 14-like. The transcript has 7 exons. Lineage: Eukaryota; Metazoa; Arthropoda; Insecta; Coleoptera; Tenebrionidae. The coding region runs from base 1 to 825 and encodes 274 amino acids. The record is from RefSeq and is a predicted model, not a curated record. Gene Ontology annotation, cellular component: plasma membrane. Gene Ontology annotation, molecular function: carbonate dehydratase activity; zinc ion binding. Gene Ontology annotation, biological process: one-carbon metabolic process.